AAAAAAAAGACAGCGCGGGUGAGAGUUGAAUCUUUACGGCGGGGGUGGGUGGCGGAGGUGACAGUGUAGCAGACGACCAUUCAGUCCAUCUGGCACGAUUCGUUGAUCCAUAAUAGCUGCGCACCGAAUAUCGUGGCAUGAAUCAGCCCAGCUUCUCUUUAUGCCGGGCCCCUCAAUCAUUUCAGUCUUUGUUGUCUGGGGGACAGUCAAACUUUUCCUGUGUUGUCACCCUGCGAACGGUGCAGUUUUAUUUUUUUUUGGCUAGAUCUAGGAAGUGAACGAUUUAAAACUGUUUAUACUCCUGAUCAAGGAGGUAAAUACUAUUUAGAUCAACUAAUUUACGUGAAAACACAUCUCUACACGCUCUGACGAUAUUUUUAGCUCGAGUGACCUACUUUAGCCAGUCAUCAUGGUCUGCUCCGUGAUAAUCAAGCAUAUGGUCCAGAACCAGAUGACCCCAACAUACACAUACCCUCAAGCUGCCAGCCUUGAGGAGUACCACCAGGUUGUCGCCAGCCAGGCAGCCGCCGCUGCAGCCGGGUCUGCAGCCGGUCUAGCUGGUAUACAAGGUGUGGCUGUUUCAGCCAUCACAUCAGAGCCCAGUGGUCAAACCAUAUACACAACAACACCAGUCACAUCCAAUGGCACAGCAGAUCAGCAAGCGUUCCUGAGAGAGGCACAAAAGAGCCUCUGGCUGAGGGACCUCAAAGCAGUGUCCGAGAGUGAACUUCAACCUUCAGAAGGAGAGGUGUCGUCAAUACCACCAACAAGUGGUGCCAUCUCUCCCAACACAGGCCCCAAGAGGUUACAUGUAUCCAACAUACCAUUCAGGUUCAGGGAGGCAGAUCUCAGACAGUUACUUGGGCAAUUUGGUACAAUAUUAGAUGUGGAAAUAAUCUUUAAUGAGAGAGGCUCUAAGGGAUUCGGUUUCGUAACUUUCGCAAAUAGCGGUGAUGCCGACAGAGCACGUGAGAAAUUGAACGGCACUGUGGUUGAGGGACGAAAGAUUGAGGUUAACAAUGCAACUGCACGGGUCAUGACCAAAAAGGUGACCGCUCCCACACUAUCUACCGAUUCCGUGACAGCAGCAGCUUUGAGGGGUGUUGCGUUAACUAGAGGCAGGGCUGCCGCUGCUGUAGCUGCGAGGAGUUUGGGAGGUGUGUACACAGCUGCGGCGGCAGCUGGGCUCCGGCACCCCACUCCCAUUGCCGCUGCACCUACUGCCAUCCCAUACGCCACUGUUUAUCAAGAUCCAUUUUUAGCAUAUGAUGCUGCAGGAAGAGGAUAUCAACUGGUCACAAGUCAACCGUACGCAGCUGCUGCUGCAGCCGGAGCCUACCCAGCAGGAGCUACGAGAUAUGCAUUUCCUGCUGCCGCUGUGGCCACACCAGUGACAUACACAACAGCUGCUGGCAGUGACAUUUUGUAUUGCAGUUACGGCAGGGAAUUCGCUGCUGAACCCUACAUCGGACACAGUAUUGGCCCAGUUGCUGGUUAUGGGGCAACAGUCUAUCGAGGAGGUUAUCAACGGUUCGCACCCUACUAGCAUUAUGUAUUUUUAACUGAUUACACUGUUGAAAACAAGCAUUAUAUAAGGGAGGAAAUUCAAUGAAAAGGACUUGAAGUAGCCUCUGUUUCAAACUCUCCAUGGCAGGGCUGGACCACUCCCCAAGCUUCAGCCUAGAAUUUUACAUCAGACACUCAAGGAACAGGACUUCCAAUUCAACUUCUUCAUUUUAUUUAGUAUUAUUAACUUUUUAAAAACA
This is a messenger RNA of Physella acuta, 1766 nucleotides long. Its product is annotated as RNA binding protein fox-1 homolog 2. Lineage: Eukaryota; Metazoa; Mollusca; Gastropoda; Physidae. Gene Ontology annotation, cellular component: nucleus; cytoplasm. Gene Ontology annotation, biological process: regulation of alternative mRNA splicing, via spliceosome; nervous system development. The record is from RefSeq and is a predicted model, not a curated record. Gene Ontology annotation, molecular function: mRNA binding.